Molecule: messenger RNA, 1087 nt
Organism: Salmo salar (Atlantic salmon)
Lineage: Eukaryota; Metazoa; Chordata; Actinopteri; Salmoniformes; Salmonidae
Source: RefSeq, a predicted model, not a curated record
GAGAGAGACAGACAGACAGAGAGGGGGAGAGGGAGAGCACACUACAUCUGAGAGGAAAGGCAUUCCUUUCGACUGACCAUGAGGAUGAUAAACUCCACUAACUCCUCACAGGAUUCAUGGAGAUACGAGUGGGAAUAUUACUACGAUUAUUUAGACCCAAUACCAGUGGACGAGCGCAAACUGAAAUAUAACAAGUACUUGAUCGUGAUCAUAUUCUGGAUCAGUCUGGCUGCUUUUGUGGGAUUCCUGUUUGUCAUUUUGACUUUCAUGUCCCGCUCAGUCAGUCUACCCAAAGCUCACAGUUCUAAAAAGGCCAAGAAAUCGUGGAGGAACCCUAGAUCCAAUUCUGCUUGAUGGAGAAUACUUGAUCUGUUUUCUGCUUUAUCCCAACCCCUCUGAAAGACACACACACACACACACACACACACACACACACAUACACAUUGGGAGCAGAAGGCAGCCAGUGCAGAACCCAAAGAGCAAUUUUAGGGGUUAAGUACCCCAAGGACACACUGGCAGGAUAUGUCAUUUGGAACAUCACUGCUGUGGUCUGAUGGAAGAUUUCUCAACUCUUCAGAACGAUUAUAAAACAGAUGUAACAUCGACUAUCUGCAAUGUAAUAGCCUGGUUAUAAAGUGGGAUUCAAAUACAAGACCACACCAAAACGGUUUUACAACAUUUAAUAAAAGAGAAGUGAAUGUUUUCAACAAUAAAUGAAAUGAAUGACUUUACACAACUUCUUUUAGAAAAUUCAGAUGCAAAAUAAUGAGGCUUCCAUUUUAUGAGUGAAUACCGUUUCAAAAUAAUGAGGCUUCCAUUUUAUGAGUGAAUACCGUUUUCAAAUUUGUACAAGUAUGCAUGCUGUAUUCUGAUUUGAGAUUCUCAGAAAAUGUCCUCUCUCACUAGACGUAAAUUGAUGAUUUGCACAAAAGUCUGAGUUGUGCACACUUAUCUCAACUCUGAAUCUACUGUAUGGAACUGUUCUCUAUUCCACACACACACACACACACACACACCAAACAUUAGGAACACCUUCCAAACAUUGAGUUUCUACCCCCCCCCCCCCCCCCUUGCCCAUAGAACAGCC